AUGUCUGACUACGAUCUUCAGUUUCAAGCGGAUUUGGAGAAGGCCCAGGCUUUGAGUUUAGAAAGUCUUGCUUUGGAUCAGUUCCGUAGACAGAAGCUACUGUCUAGCGCAGAUAAUGUCCGCGAGGUGGCUAGUGUUAGUGGCCGACGGCGUGAGGAGACCGACGGGCCGCCGCCUGCGCUGCCACCGCCGCCGCGCAAGUCUCCACGAGGACGAACCUCCAUCUCUGACGGUCCCAGAUCUACUGGAACCAGUCCAACGAGGGAGGAGACGAGCGACUUGAUAUCAUUUUCGAGUCCUACUAGUAAACAUGCGCCUAAAGAACCGCAUGUCAAGCUAAAGGAAUACAUCGAUCAGAUCACUAAGUUAAGUCAGCAGACUGAGGAAGUAGCGUCAAACACAACAGAACAGGGCGGCACAAUGAACAAUCAGCAUUAUAAUCAGCGGCCGGGGUACUACGCGCCUCAGUACGCGUACAACUACCAGCCGCCUUACGCUCCCAUACCGCCGUAUCCGACGACACCGUAUGGGAUGCCAACUCCAAUGCCAAUGCCAACGCCAAUGCCUGGCACUAUCCCCGGAGCCAUGCCCGCACCAAUACCAACACCCUACCCAUACUACGCGCCACCACCAAUGGCCAACCCAUCAGAAAUGCCGCCAACAUACGUCCACGUUAACCCAAUGUACUCAGUACCCUACACCCAAACGCGAAUGGCAUCUCCGUCCCCAUAUGCGUACCCAGUGCCAUCUGCAUAUAACUAUAGCACAACAAAUAUGAUCUCGCGGCCUCCGAGGCCGGUGACCGCAAUAUAUCCACAGUUGAAUCAGACACAUACGUACCCGGCUGUCCCGAGGAAUCCCGUAAAUAAUCCUGUGAACAAUCCCGCAAAUAAUAAUGCAAGUGUGAACAAUAACAAUAAUAGUGUAAACCAAAGUCAGCCGCCUGCUAGGACGGAGCCGGUGAAGGAGAAAGUUGAAAACAAUAGUUCCAGGAAGGCAUCGGAAGCUAGCAUUGCGUCAAACGAAACGAGUGACACACUAGGAAGUCUCCCACAUUCGAUGAACCUGAUCGACUUCGGCCGCAACACUGCGCAAGGUAGCGUAAGAGUCAGUGUGCUUGAAGCGUUUGAUCCACUACUAACUGAGAAAAAUAUAACCGGUCAAAAUAACAAUUUCCAAAAAACAGAACAUGCGGCGGUUUCAAGCGAGUGUUCAAGCAGUGUUUAUGAAGAGUACGACCCAUUGGACUUUCUGUAUGGAGAGACAGAGAUGCGAGAUGCUGUUUAUGCGACGAUUAAUAAGAAGGAUCCCAUGUUGCCUUCACCGCCUCCCAAGUCAAUACCGAGCGUGCCUGCGGUCGCUAUGAGAUCUACUACCAAUAAACUCUACGACUGUAUAGUGAAAUCAAGAACAAAGAACUACGAUAAUGAACACAAAUCCUUCCUCAAAAUGGUUCUCGAUGUCAGAAAAAGAUUCGUAUAUUCAGACGAGAAAACGAACCCGGGGUAUGUGAUAGCGGCCCGGUCGGGCGGCAAGUACCCACCGAACACAAGUAUCAAGAUUCUAGUCCACCACGCUCAUUCCGACGAACCCAUCACUUUUACUUCAGAUGUGGAAUCGACCGUGGAACAUGUGAUAUUAACUGUAGUGUGUUCUCUAGACGAGGACAUUAGAGAAGAUAUGUCUGAAUAUAUGUUGCGGGUAAGAGGAGCCAAAGAAUAUUUAACGCCGGGCAGUUCGUUAAGCGAGUACGAUUACAUUCGAGAAUGCGUCCGUUUAGAGAAGGACGUCUCGCUAUGUUUGGCUGAAGGCCGUGAUAAUGUACUCGCGAGGACUGAGAGGGAUGAUGCGAGGGAUUCGCAUCUUACAUUAGACGAUCUAUUGCCUUGUCAUGGAACCACUGCGCAGCUGUCCUUUGAUAAUCUUUCUAUUUUGUUAGAGACGCUAGAAGGCGAGUUAUCCCGCGCAGUGGGUGUGACGGGCGCGGAAGGUAGUUGUUCCCCGAAGGCAGUGUUCCAGGCCGUGAAGGCCAUCUGCGCGCUGGCCGGCGGAGUCGAGACGCUGCACGUCACUCAUACACUCAAUGCCUUCGCGCAGGCUUGUACGUCUCCGAGCAACAAAAACGGCGUAACCCCAGAAAUAGAAGCGGACAAAGGUCCGUACUGCUCAGUGUCCCUGCGCGGCGCGACGCGGCGCGAGGUGGUGUCGGCGCAGUGCGCGCGCGUGCGGGACGCCGUGCGGGCACUGCUCGCGCUCUACGGACGGACCAGGCUGCUGGACUUCCAUCUCACUGACACACAGUACCUCACGCCUAAUAAUACUACCAAAGCGGUCCCAGCGCACACGAUAUCAGAAGCAACACUAUUCUGUAUAGAGGCAGUGCACUGCUUACCUCUAUGUUGGAACCACGACGACUAUCUGUUCCAAGCUCAAGUGUUCUACGGGACCCGGCCUUUGAAGUCAUUACAUGUUACUCAGCCGUCUAGGAUAGAAUGUGGUGGUUUCUAUCCCAGAAUCAUUUUUGAUACUUGGUUAAACCUAGAAGACGUGCCAGUGAACACGUUACCGCGCGAGUCUCGUCUGGUAAUGACGCUGUACGGACGGUCACAGCGCGCGGUGGACGGCCAUGACAGCCAGGCGCAGGACUCGGAGGAAAUCAAUAUGAAUAUACAGUACGAUCUGGUGGAACUGGGCUGGGCUGCUAUACAGAUGUUCGAUUUUGAUGGUAUGCUAGCGUCAGGUAACUACGUGUUGCCCCUAUGGCCGACAUACUGCGACCGACGCAUCGGUCCGGCGCCGCAUCCCAUGCACUCGCCCACCGGGACCUUCCCUGUUGUUAAUAUUGAAAUCCCACUAUACGCUCACAACGGCGUGAAAUGGACGAACGGUGAAGAGGGUAGGCAGAGAAAGCUGACUCAGGAGGACCUGCCCAAGUUCGACAGUUUGGACGGACACACGCAGUCACAGCUACUCGCACUCAUAGAGCAGGGAGCUUACCAGAGGAUGCCUAGCGAAUGUAGAGAGAUAAUGUGGGAAAAACGUCAAUACCUGGUACAGUUGGCUGGAGCGUUGCCUCUAGUGUUGAUGGCAGCUACGAACUGGUACGGCGAGCAUAGAGAACAUCUCAUCGCUCUACUGAACCUAUGGGAGAAACCGUCGCCGUUGAAUGCCAUGCAUUUACUGUUGCCUUGCUUCCCUGACCACGCGGUCCGUGAGACGGCAACGCGUCUUAUCAACGAGAUGUCGGACGACGAUCUAUGUCGCGUCAUGCCUCAACUAGUGCAGGCGUUACGUCAUGAGACAUACGAGGCCAGUCCUGUUGCAGAAUUAUUGUUAUCUCGUGCACUCUCCGCGCCUGCGGUAGCGCAUCGAUUGUUUUGGCUGCUAGUCCAUUCGUUACCAAAUGUACCUCAAGCGCCUAACCAGGAGUUCUUAGGCAUCAGUCUUGAAGAAGGAGCCCAAGAGUCAGCAGAGAGUGACGCGGGCACCGCGGCCACGUGGCGGUACAGGUUGUUACUGCGAGCCUUACUGGCUACUGCCGGGCAUAGUCUGCAUCAUACGUUGUUACGGCAACAACUGCUUGUUAAGACGCUGUCGGAGGUGGCGCAGGGCGUGAAGGACGCGAAGGAGACAGGGCGCGGGCGCGCGCUGACGAGCGGCGGCGAGCGCCUGGCCGCGUUACUGCGCGCGCAGCCAGCCGCGCUGCCACUCGCGCUGCACAAGUACGUGCACGACGUCGACGUCAAGUCUUGUAUGUACUUCGCUUCGAAUACUCUACCGCUCAAGAUAAACUUCAUCGGCAACGAUAAUGCAGUGAUACCGGCUAUGUUCAAGGUUGGAGACGAUUUAAGGCAGGACGCUUUAGUUUUACAAGUGAUCAAAGUAAUGGACAGUUUGUGGCUCAAGGCUGGCCUGGAUCUCCGGAUGGUCACCUUCCAAGCUCUCCCUACUAGCGACAAAAGAGGUAUGAUUGAAAUCGUCUCCGAGGCGGAAACUCUUCGCGCUAUUCAAACGGAAUGGGGAUUAACAGGAUCUUUCAAGGAUAAACCCAUAGCAGAAUGGUUGGCGAAACACAAUCCUUCUGAAUUGGAGUAUCAACGGGCAAGGGAUAACUUUACAGCAUCAUGUGCCGGGUACAGUGUAGCGACAUAUCUCUUGGGCAUCUGUGACCGACACAACGACAACAUCAUGUUGAAGACGUCCGGACAUCUCUUCCAUAUAGACUUCGGGAAGUUCCUCGGUGACGCACAGAUGUUCGGCAACUUUAAGAGGGACCGAGCGCCUUUCGUGCUGACCCACGACAUGGUGUACGUGAUCAAUGGCGGGGAGCGUCCUACGCAACGGUUCCAACACUUCGUGGAGCUGUGCUGCAUGGCAUUUAACGUCGUACGGGCGCAUCACGAUCAUAUACUCGAUCUGUUCGCACUGAUGGCGCUGUCGGGCGUGUCGGGCGUGACGAGCGCGGCGGUGGGCUACGUCCGCGCGGCGCUGCUGCCGGCCGCCACCAACGCGGAGGCGGCCGCCGCCUUCGCCAGGCUCAUACACUCCUCGCUUAAGAGCAAAUUCACACCAAUCAACUUCUUCCUCCACAACUUGGCCCAGCUACGCGCGAGUGGCGAUCAAAGCAAUAAUACUAGCGAACUGCUAUCGUUCAUGCCUCGCACGUAUACUAUGGCACAAGAAGGUCGGCUAAUAAGUGUGGAAUGUCUCGGCUAUGAGAAGCGUUAUGACCCGGAAAAGCACUACGUGUACGCACUGCGCAUCUUCAGACAGGGCCAGGCGACGCCAUUCGUACUGUACAGGUCCUACAAACAUUUCACAGAGCUAUACCAGAAGAUUUGUCUUCACUUCCCUCUUGCUAAAGUACACAGUUUACCAUCCGGCCUAUACGUUGGUCGUUCGAACACCCGUCAGGUAGCAGAGCGUCGGUUUGGUGACGUGCAAGCGUUCUUGACGUCAUUGUUCAGUUUAGCGGACGAGAUCGCUCACUCCGAUCUGGUGUACACGUUCUUCCAUCCGCUGCUGAGAGACCAGCAGGACGUCGAGCCACAGAGGAGGAGAGGUGAAACGGCGGAACCAGAGAACAGUGGCUCUGGUUCAUUGAAGCUAUCCGUGCAGUAUGCAAGUGGAGUGCUCUCCGUUUUGAUAUUGCACGCACAGUCGCUCGCCUUGACUCCACAGGGCCUGCCGCCUAACCCCUAUGUUAAGGUCUACCUCGUACCUGAUCCAACAAAAGAAACGAAGAGAAAGACACGCGUUCUCAAACGUAACUCCCAUCCAUCGUUCAUGGAGAUGUUAGAAUACAGACUACCAAUGGAAGUGGUCGUCCAACGGAGCCUUCAAGCCACAGUGUGGAACUAUGACUCGUUACAGGAAAACCAGUUCUUAGGCGGCGUUGUCAUUCCGCUGAACACGUUGCCGCUCCGUCAAGAGACUGUAGCCUGGUAUCCUUUAGAGUAUAUACCUCGGUAG
Messenger RNA from Spodoptera littoralis (African cotton leafworm), 5472 nucleotides. The record is from the annotation of a GenBank genome assembly. NCBI's taxonomy places the organism in Eukaryota, Metazoa, Arthropoda, Insecta, Lepidoptera, Noctuidae.